This is a messenger RNA of Trichomonas vaginalis G3, 575 nucleotides long. Its product is annotated as protein of unknown function, DUF4106 family. The record is from RefSeq and is a predicted model, not a curated record. NCBI's taxonomy places the organism in Eukaryota, Parabasalia, Trichomonadida, Trichomonadidae. The annotation marks the transcript as partial. The transcript has a single exon.
AUGCCACGUAAGCUACGUAAGAAUAUACGUAAGAGGAAGGGAGCAUUGAAACAUCCAAUAGUAAAACUGACACCACAACAACAGUUGCAACAACAAAUGAUGAAUGACCCCACUAUGUUGCAACAAAUGUCAAGCAACCCUAUGCUUUUAAACCGAGUUAUUGGUGCACAGAGUGGAGGUUUAAGAGCGGCACUUUUAGCGAAAAUGGCAGGCUAUGGUGGAGCUGCAGACGGAACAGCUUAUAACCCUCAAAGUCAAAUGAAUUUGAGUUCACUCAAAAAUCAAAUAGCAGAUGUCAAAAAGUCAAACAUAGACAUACAGAAGCAAAUAGGUGAAAACGAAAAGAAACUAGAAUAUGACAGACACACAAAGAAACUCAAUGAGUUAAACGUAGAGAAAAAGAAGAAAGAAGAACAACUGAAAGAACUAAGUACAGAGGAAUAUGCGAAAAAAGUGUCAGAAAAAGCAGCAGAAGUAGCAAAAAUGGAACAAGAUGUUAUAAAUUUGAAAAACCAUACUACUCAAUAUAAAGUACUGAAAGAUGAAGAGAUAAAACAAAAAGCCCUGAAGACAUA